Messenger RNA from Solanum pennellii, 1381 nucleotides. Its product is annotated as oxygen-evolving enhancer protein 2, chloroplastic. Gene Ontology annotation, biological process: photosynthesis. Gene Ontology annotation, molecular function: calcium ion binding. The transcript has 4 exons. Gene Ontology annotation, cellular component: photosystem II; extrinsic component of membrane; photosystem II oxygen evolving complex. The coding region runs from base 401 to 1174 and encodes 257 amino acids. NCBI's taxonomy places the organism in Eukaryota, Viridiplantae, Streptophyta, Magnoliopsida, Solanales, Solanaceae. The record is from RefSeq and is a predicted model, not a curated record.
ACUACUUGACAACAUUAAAAGAAAUUUUCAAGUUGAUCACCUAAUCCUAAAAAUUUACUUACAAGUCAUCAUAGGCUACAUUUCUAGUAUUAAUAUGUUGAAAAGAAGUGUGGUUGUAAAAAAACCUUAUACUCCAAAGUAAAGCCCCACUAGAAUAUGACAUGGAGAUUUCAAGUAGAAACUAGAACAAACAACAAAAAUUUGAAUGUCUAGUUGGCACCAAUCAAAGCCUCAAAAACCUUAUCCCACAUCAUAAAUCUAAUCUUCCCCCACAUCCAAAAACUAAGCCAAUUUCCCUUCACACAUCACAAAAUUAUCUAAAACAUAUUGACCCUCCCCUCCAACAUCACCAUUGUAACAAAGAAUAACAAAAGAGAGUAAUUGAGUUUGUAAGUGAGCAAUGGCUGCUUCCACACAAUGUUUCUUGCACCAAUAUCAUGCACUAAGAUCUAGCCCUGCUAGAACAUCCUCUGUUUCAUCUCCUAAGCCUAACCAAUUGAUUUGCCGUGCACAAAAGCAAUAUGAUGCCAGCAACGCCGUCUCGAGACGAUUGGCUCUUACUCUCCUCAUUGGUACUGCUGCCAUUGGUUCCAAGGUUUCCCCUGCAGAUGCUGCCUAUGGAGAAGCUGCAAAUGUUUUUGGUAAGCCAAAGGAAAACACUGAUUUCUUGCCAUACAAUGGAGAUGGAUUCAAGCUCCAAGUCCCAGCCAAAUGGAACCCCAGCAAAGAAGUUGAGUACCCUGGUCAGGUUCUCAGAUAUGAAGACAACUUUGAUUCCACAAGUAAUCUUAUUGUUGCAGUAACUCCAACUGACAAGAAGUCCAUCACCGACUACGGCUCCCCUGAAGAGUUCCUCUCUAAAGUGGACUAUCUGCUAGGAAAGCAAGCUUACUUUGGUAAAACUGAUUCAGAGGGAGGAUUUGAAUCUGGUGCAGUGGCAACUGCUAACCUGUUGGAGGCAUCAAGCGCAACAGUGGGAGGAAAAGAGUACUACUACUUGUCAGUAUUGACAAGAACUGCAGAUGGAGAUGAAGGUGGAAAGCACCAGUUGAUCACAGCCACAGUGAAUGAUGGCAAACUUUACAUUUGCAAGGCACAAGCUGGUGACAAGAGAUGGUUUAAGGGUGCUAAAAAGUUUGUGGAGAAUGCUGCCACUUCUUUCAGUAUUGCUUAAGAAUGGGAAAACUAAAGAAAACCAUUAUUUAAGUUUGUAUGUACUUAGUUCUUCCCUCCUCUACAAAACAUAUGGUGCUGAGAUGAGUUGCUUAAUUGGACUUCUUUUUUGCUCUUUCCAACCAAUCCCAAAAAUGUUUUUAGACAUGUUUCAAGUACUGUUGGAGGAAGCUUAAUGUUAAUAAUUUCAUAAUCUGUUGAUGGACUA